GCUCAGAAGGAACUCUAAACAUGAAUCGACCAAGUAAAGAAGUGUCCUUCAGACUAAGAGUGGUGUUGACCUCCCUGGUGAGCCUCAGCAACCUGUUUCUUCUCAUCGCCUUGGUGUCCGACCAGUGGAUCUUCGGAAAUAAAAGAAAUGGGAUCCUUUAUCUUGGCAUAUGGAGAUUUUGUGGUGCUGCGAUAUGUUUAGCAGAGCCAAAUGGAUACUACAUCAAGGCCGUUUUCAUUGUUUGCUUCAUCAUCUCCUUCUUGGUAAAUGUGGUUGCCGUGCUGCACUUCAUCUAUGACUUUUCUACUAUUACCAACUUCAAGAAGAGUCUCGGCCAAGUAAUGCUGGUCAUGGCAUUUUUCGAGGCUACCGGGAUGAUCAACGCGAGCAUUUUUUUCAUUCUCUCCCCGUUUUAUGAAAGCUUGGCUUAUGCGUAUUUCAUGGGAUGGAUCGCCGUUGCCAUGGCACUCGCCGCCGGUAUUGUGAGCUAUUGGCACGCCACAGUUGAACCAGAAAUAGAAGAACCACCAACUAUAAAAGAUGCCACCGGGGAAAGCCCUCCACCCUACUCUGUUAUGCCUUAAGUUCACAGCCUGGAGAUCAAACGCCUUUUCUCCUAUAAGACCCAACAUUUCUAAACAUCUUGGACUGCAAAGGACUACACAACCAAUAUUGUUCUGCAAUAAUAAUCAAGACAUUUUAUUGUUUGCCAUAUUUUU
Molecule: messenger RNA, 719 nt
Organism: Spea bombifrons (plains spadefoot toad)
Lineage: Eukaryota; Metazoa; Chordata; Amphibia; Anura; Pelobatidae
Product: lens fiber membrane intrinsic protein-like
Exons: 5
Coding region: 21-584 (187 amino acids)
Cellular component (GO): plasma membrane
Source: RefSeq, a predicted model, not a curated record